Molecule: messenger RNA, 708 nt
Organism: Lasiodiplodia theobromae
Lineage: Eukaryota; Fungi; Ascomycota; Dothideomycetes; Botryosphaeriales; Botryosphaeriaceae
Product: Cutinase
Exons: 2
Coding region: 1-708 (235 amino acids)
Biological process (GO): carbohydrate catabolic process
Cellular component (GO): extracellular region
Molecular function (GO): cutinase activity
Source: RefSeq, a predicted model, not a curated record
AUGAGAUCCACCACCGCCCUCCUCGCCGCGACCCUCAGCUCCCUCACCCUCCUCACCACCUCCUCUCCCGUCCCGGCCCCCUCCCCGCAGCUCUCCCUCGGCGGCACCCAGAACGGCGUCACCUCGGGCACAGCCACCUGCAAGCCCGUCACGCUCAUCUUCGCGCGCGGCACCUUCGAGCUCUCCAACAUGGGCUCCGUCGUCGGGCCCUCGCUCGCAUCCGACGUCGGCAAAGCCAUCGGCGGCACGGACAAGCUCACCGUGCAGGGCGUCAACUACGCGGCCGACGUCGCGGGCAUCUUCGCCGAGAUCACGGGCGGCGCCGGCACGGCGGCGAUGCUGGCCGAGGCGAAGCAGGCGCUGUCCAAGUGCCCGCAGACGCAGCUCGUGCUGUCGGGAUACAGCCAGGGCGCGAUGCUGGUGCACAACACGAUCGGGAAGAUGCAGGCGGCGGAGAAGGAGCGGAUCGUGGCGGCGGUGACGUUUGGGGAUCCGUUCAAGAGCGUCAAGUUGGAUGGGGUUGGGGCGGAGAGGUUCAAGACGUUUUGCGCUACGGGUGAUCCGGUUUGCGGGCUUGGUGGUGUCAGUGCCCUUACGGGAAUGGUUUCUUCGGGUGGAGAUCAGUCUAGCAGCAUGCUCAAUCAUCUGGGCUAUGGUGCUGAUGCCCCGGCGGCUGCAAAGUUCAUCCAGAGUCGGCUUGGCUCUUGA